CGGGAUUUGGUUGCAUGAUUCAAUUUAAAGCUUCGGUCUCCAUCGUGACGCACCAAGCCAUGUUUUGGAUUGUCGCCCUGCUUUUGAUAAACGGGAGACUCGAAUAUGCCGCGAGAAGGAGACUCUGCAGCGUCACGCGACGAGCAAAGAUAUUCCGAUGGCGGCCUGUCAUAUCAAUUGGCGUGGGUGGUCUGAAUAACGGCGGAGUCCACGACCAACAUGAGGGAAGUACUGUCGCACACCCUUAGCUGGACUGAAAGAAAGAACACGUCUAUCGCUAUGUAGAGCCUGAAGCCGUAAUAUUGUAUACCAUGUCCCUGAAUAGAAUGAAACAAAGUAUUCGAAGGUAACGGUAAAGAUGAAGAAUACACUCCAAAGACAACAAGGCUGGAUAUCAAGAAGGGGCUAUAACUGUUAGGGUACAGUAGGUUGCUGUAAUGGUGUUGGAGAGCUCGGAGAAUUGGAUUGGAGACUGGAUGGGUGCAACUUGAUGGUGUUGGAGCAGCCGUGGGAAAUAAUGAGUGGACAGCACCGUGACCCGUUAAAGGGGCACCCCUGCGUUGCUCCUGCGCAGUGUGCACCAGUACCCCACACUGACAUCAUCGCACCGCUCCCUGCAGUUAUAAAAGACACAAGGUCCAUAUUACAUUGUAUUCAGUUUUCCCCGUUACACAAACAUUACACAAACAUUAUGUGGUUCACGCACGAUUCUGAAGAGUCUAAAGCACACUCGGAGGUGACUGGCGGACACAGCGCCAAACUGAGCCAUGAGCUCCUUGCCGCUGCUGCGUCAUACGAGGCUGCAAAAGCGUACGAGAAACAUGUCCAGAAGAACGGAAAACCCGCAAACCACGCGAAGGCCGUAGAGCUGCUCGCGGGGCUGACGGGUGGCUUUGUUGACCGCAUUGCAGAGACCAAGGGAAUGGACGCACUUGAUAAGGAAAAAGCCAAGCAUGCAGCACAUGAACGAGCUAAAAGCUCCCUCGAGAAACAUGGAGAAUUUUGAAUCAGCCAUAGUGACAGGUUGAAUGUACACGACGGACUGGGUAGCACGAUGUACAAUAUAGCUUAAAUUUAUCGCUUAGUGGAUCGGAUCAUCGAAUUCCAGAAUGUGUAACCUAUGAUCCUACAAUAACGGAGUUAAAACCACGUUGGAACACAUUACACUCACCAAUUUAGCACUACCGGGUUUGAAACCAUUGUCCAUCCACGAUAGCGGAGGACUUUCAAGUUAACGUUGAACACAGCA
Molecule: messenger RNA, 1249 nt
Organism: Suillus plorans
Lineage: Eukaryota; Fungi; Basidiomycota; Agaricomycetes; Boletales; Suillaceae
Exons: 5
Coding region: 491-1006 (171 amino acids)
Source: RefSeq, a predicted model, not a curated record